Molecule: messenger RNA, 711 nt
Organism: Liolophura sinensis
Lineage: Eukaryota; Metazoa; Mollusca; Polyplacophora; Chitonida; Chitonidae
Exons: 5
Coding region: 76-564 (162 amino acids)
Molecular function (GO): calcium ion binding
Source: RefSeq, a predicted model, not a curated record
CCCUCUGUCUGCUCGGUAUAAAACGGUGAAAGUUCCUCAUAUCUUUAGAAUUACUUCUCCAAGCCGACAGACAGAAUGUAUACAGCCUUGGUUUUCGCCGCCCUCGUCACUUUGGCUUGUGGCCAAGUUACGAUUGACUUUAAACCCUACGAUAAAACAGCGGCGAGCAUGUUUAAAGCAGAAGACCACAAUGGAGAUGGUGUCUUGUCGAGGAAUGAAACCGUGGGCAGUUUUGUCAAGUUUGACUUUAACGGAGAUGGAAGAAUCGAAAGACUGGAGUACGCAUGCUACCAAUACAACGUCCAUCCGGCUCUGGGAAAUUUUGCGCAUGCUCUCUUCGACGAGUACGACACUGACGACGAUCACCAUUUGAACACGCAUGACCUUGAGAGUUUGUCCUAUAGAAUGGACACAAACAAUGAUGGUAAUGUGGUUGAAAGUGAAUUUGUGGCGUUUUGGGUACAGCUCUUCAAGAAAUACGAAAAUUAUCACAUCCACGGUGCCCAUCACCCGAAACACGAACCUAAAGCCUGUCAACACAUCCACGGUGGGCUCAUCGGCUAACAACGUUCCUUGUCAGUUCAUAAAUUAGCCUAUAGCAAUUGCAAUUUUACCCACAAAGUGGCAUAUGUUUUAUCGAAGCGAGAAUGGAUGAGUAAAUUUUGUGACUGUGGAUUCUGAUGUGGGAUACUAUCAAGACGGUGGAAUCCU